This is a messenger RNA of Cryptomeria japonica (Japanese cedar), 1083 nucleotides long. RefSeq lists its product as uncharacterized. The record is from RefSeq and is a predicted model, not a curated record. NCBI's taxonomy places the organism in Eukaryota, Viridiplantae, Streptophyta, Pinopsida, Cupressales, Cupressaceae. The transcript has 4 exons. Gene Ontology annotation, biological process: RNA processing. Bases 44 to 688 code for a protein of 214 amino acids. Gene Ontology annotation, molecular function: ribonuclease III activity.
UUUGCAUGAUUAUUUAUACACACCUGGGAUUCAUCUCUUCUGCAUGUUUAGUAGGGCUGAAGUUUUCACAGAGGGAGUAAAUAUGUCGGACACCCAAAUAGCAAAGCUGUUGAAGCUGGUGAAGGACCUCAGAAACCAGAUCGACAGACAACAGGGAAUAUCAUCGCCAAGCAAGCUGGUGAAGGACCUUGGAAACCAGAUCGACGGACAACAGGGAACAUCAUCGCCAAAUAAUAGGUUGAAAGCAGACAGCUUCAAUGAAAAUCCCCAGGCGCGGAUUGAAUUACAAAAUAAAUUAGGGUACAGAUUUAAGGACGAAGGGUUGCUGAAAAGGGCGGUUAAUCUUUUCUCAGAGAACUGGGAGAAUGACCAUGGUAUUUUUAAAAUGCUUGGAAAGAUCAUAAUUCAGACUUGCGAGUCUUACCGUUUGGUGAAGGAGAAUCCAAAAAUCUCAAAGGGCGAUGUACAGACAAGUUUGAAUAAAUUCUUUGGGGGCAGAGAGUAUGCGAAAGGAGCGCGUGGGUUGGGAUUGGAGGCGUUUGUGCGGAGCCCAUCUGGCAAUUGCCGCUGCCGCAGCAAGAAAAGUGUUAAUGAGAUUGAUUGCAUGUAUGCUGCCUUGGUUGGAGCAGUUGCAGUGGACAGCUCCAUAGAACAGGCAUCAUCCAUGUUUUUAGCCCUCAGCAGAUGAUAACUCUUCAAACUAGAAUUUUUGUUCUCUUACUAUUUGGAAAUGUUAAAAAAAAAGGGUGUCUACACUUUCUUGCUUUUCUGCCUUGUUAGAUUUCUAUUUUUGGCCGAUAGCUGUAGUAGUGGGAGUAUUGGUGUAGAAGAUUCCUCACUCCGAGUAUGGUAAGACAUUGCAGGAUGACAUAUUUUCUGUGUUUUUUCCUUGUCUGGUUUGAGAAUAUCUCCAAAAGUUGUUUUUACAGAACUCUACGCUUGAAGCAAGGAUCCUCUUCAAGCUUAGUUGUUAUGGUCCAGAAGGAAGUGGACCAUAGAUGUUGUACUUCAUGGUGCUCUGACAACUAAUCAACUUUUUUGGUUUGCUCUUGAAAGAGUGGAAGUAUUGUUUUGGCUUUCUUC